UCAGUCCUGUAGGACUGCUGGAGGCGGCCGCAACGCCAUGUUGAACGAAGCCAUCCUACUCAGUGGACAGAUACUCGUGAAAUAGCAGUUGUAAAACCGAGUAUUAUUAAUUUAAGACCGGGCACGUCGUCAGGAUCGCCCUGGCAAGCGGAGGCGAACUGGAUCCGCGGAAACCCCGGCCGGGGAGGGGGAGCAACCCCCCUACCUUCAGCAAUGAAGAUCAACCACAAUAAGCGCUAGCUAGCUAACGUUAGCUUGCUGCUCUAUCAAUAAGCUAGAUAGCCUGUUAGCUAGCGAACCUAACGCUAGCUAACUGAAGCCGAAGCUUUCUCUACAGCUAGCCUUUCCGCCACCGGCAAAACUUGCCUGUUCGAGGCCCGAUCUUUGCGCAACUUGCUUGGCUAGCUGUUAUAGUUAGCUGUGUUUUUAUGCGCUUUAUUUUAAGCUAACUGUUAUAAAUAAAUAGCCAGCUAGCUGUUUUUCUUUGUAAAUACUUAGGAUUUAGCAUUUGAUUUUUUUGGGCAAUGAGUUUACCGCCGAAAGCGGUGCCCAAGCCAGCCGCUCCUGCUGGACCUGUACCUGGACCUGGAACCGGGCCGCCCCCCUCGACACAGCUGCGGGCUCCACUGGCCACAGUACAGCUCCCGGGGCCCCCGGUAGCCCAGCAGCCGCCACCGGUACCACCAACGCAAGUUUUCCUUAAUGCGUUGCACCCCAGGAUCCCCAGAGUGCAGCCACCCUUGGACGAGCGGCUCUUCUCCACGCAACCUGGCGUCACUGCCGUCUACAGUGUACAGAGACCCCCCGGCCCCCCCUAUACAGCACAUGAUCUCAACAAGGGACACCCCAGCCUAGCGGCUACGCCGCCAGGCCACGCCUCUUCCCCUGGACUUUCUCAGGUAUCAGUUUCCACAGUAUCCACUGCGCAUCUGUAUGGCCACCCAAAAGGCUGGGAGGCAAGAGGAGGGUCUCCGUAUACGGCAGGCCAGAAUGCCGGCACGACCCCUCUGGUCUACUCUCCUCCAACGCAACCAAUGAACGCCCAGCCUCAGAGCCGCCCGUUUGCCCCUGGGCCUCGUCCUACCCAUCACCAGGGAGGAUUCAGACCCAUCCAGUUUUUCCAACGGACUCAGAUGCAAACAGCCCGGCCCACCAUUCCAAGCAACAACCCUUCCAUUAGGCCUCCCUCCCAGGCUCCGACUGCCACCGUCUACCCCCCAAGUCAGCCCAUCAUGAUGUCCAUGACGCCCAUGCCUUUCCCUUCCCCACAGACUGCCCAAUACUACAUACCCCAGUAUCGUCACAGUGCUCCUCCAUAUGUGGGGCCUCCUCAGCAGUACUCGGUCCAACCCACUGGACCCAGUACAUUCUACCCUGGACCCACUCCAGGAGAUUUCCCUCCAGCAUAUGCAGCAGGACCUCCUUACUAUCCUGGCCAGACAAUGUACACCCCGUCUCCAUCCAUAAUAGUGCCUACACCACAGCAACCUCCACCUGCCAAGAGAGAGAAGAAAACAAUCCGCAUCCGAGAUCCCAACCAGGGAGGCAAGGACAUCACAGAGGAGAUCAUGUCAGGAGUGGGCGGGAGCCGAAAUCCAACCCCCCCAGCAGGGCGGCCCUCCUCCACCCCUACUCCUCCACAGUUUUCAUGUCCACACCCUCAUUAUCCUCACAUUUUCUACCUCAAAUCCCUGCAGCUGAACAGCCAGGUAGCGGAACAUGGGCAUGUUAUGUACAGUGUGGACAGCACUCCGGUCCUCCCUGCUCCUGUCGACUUGAAACCAGAUGACAAGCCAAAGCUUGAGUGUAUAGUUCUGAAGUCUUCAUCUCCAGGGCUAAGGCCUGGGGAGCCUCCUUUGCAAAGGCGAGAGCCCAGCAGCCCUGCCCCAAUAGCCCCUACACCCCCUGCUCCUGUGCCAGCUCCAACCCCUGUUACUGCACCUGCCCCGGCUCCUGCCCAGGACCUGUAUCCCUCUGAGAAAUCUGAGCUUCCUCUCUCAGGCCCAGAACCGGCAAGUGUAGCUCCAGACUCCUCUCCAGCCCCAGUUCAAUCUCAAUCUCCAUCUCCAGCUCUAGCUCUAUCCCCAUCUCCAGCUCCCAGCCCCUCCGCACCUGCUGCGCCAGCAGUGGAAGCAGCCGAGCCCCCGGUUCCUCUAGUAGAACCUGGCCCUGCACGGGUCCUCACACCAGAGCCAGAGAAACCAGAACCAACCAGAGAUGAUUCUGAGACGAGUGCCUCGCCAGACCAGGCCGUAAAGGCCGUCAACGGACUGGCCGAAUCCGACUCCACUCCCCCCUGCAAUGACUCGCGUCCCACUCAGCUCAACCAGACACCUCAACUGCAGCCUGCUCAGCCUAGCUCUCCCCGACCCCAGCUGUCCAGCUCAGAGCCCAGCCCCACCACACCUGACCUGAAGGAGCUGAAGGUGCAGGUAAAGGCUGCAAUUCCUGUAGCUGGAGAGGCAGUUACUACGGGCGCUGUGACCCCAACCCUGACUCCCACCACCAUCUCUGCUGCUGUUUGUACUACGCCCGCACCUGCUCCUUCUCCUUCUCCAAGCCUCACUCACCCAGGGAGCCAGGGAGCAUCAGAGACGGGCCUAGCCAGGAGAGCCUCAAAUGGGCCGGAGCCGAAGGAGUCCGGGAAAGAGGCAGACGUCUCGCAAGACGAGAAAGAGGAGCCCUCGUUACAGUCUAACCUUAAACUAAGCUUGUGUCAAGCUGCGUCUAGUGUACCAAAGACAUGGAAGAAGCCAAAAGAAGACACGCAUGUGGGACAAGCUCAGUGUCCUGACAAGGAGGAGAAGCUCGAGCCAGCUGUAGAGGCUACAGUGGAUACCUCCAGCCCUCCUCCUGUGUGUGUGGAGAGGCGGAGUUCUACAGCAGCACCUGUGGAGGAGAACGGAGAGCAGGAGGCAGAGCCUCUAAGAAACGGUCCAGAGCACACCCCUGAGGCGGACAGCAGCGAAGGAGUUCCCACACCUGCACUCAAAGAAGCCUCUACCAAUGCAAUACAGAAACCAGAGCUGAAGAAUGGGAAGAGGCAAUAUAACAGAGACUUUCUAUUGGGCUUCCAGUUCAUGCCUGCCUGUGUGCAGAAGCCAGAGGGGCUUCCUCCCAUCUCAGAUGUGGUACUAGACAAGAUUAACCAAAAUAAGCUGCCUCUGCGGCAAGUGGACCCACGGGUCAUCUCCAGAGGCCCAGACUUCACCCCAGCCUUCGCAGACUUUGGUAGGAUGAUUCCUGGAAGCAGAGGCGCACCGCUCCUGAAUGUAGGCCUGAGACGGCCUCCUCCCCGCAAGAUCAUCAUGAAUGUGUCUGUGAAUGAUGAGGUGCAGCUGAAGAAGGCUGAGAAUGCCUGGAAGCCUGGCAUGAAGAGGGACGCCGCAAUAGACGACCCUGAAAACCUGAAAACUCAGGAGCUUUUCCGGAAGGUGCGCAGUAUCCUCAACAAACUGACCCCGCAAAUGUUUAACCAGCUAAUGAAGCAGGUGACAGACCUCACCAUUGACACAGAGGAGCGCCUCAAAGGUGUCAUCGAUCUGGUCUUCGAAAAAGCCAUUGAUGAACCCAGCUUCUCUGUGGCCUAUGGCAAUAUGUGUAGCUGCCUGGCUACAUUAAAAGUGCCCAUGGCCGACAAGCCCACCAGCACUGUGAAUUUCCGAAAGUUGCUGCUGAACCGCUGUCAAAAGGAAUUUGAGAAGGACAAAAUGGACGAUGACGUAUUUGAAAAGAAACAGCGAGAGCUGGAAGCUGCUUCCUCAGCUACUGAGCGCGAGCGGUUGCAGGAGGAGUUGGAGGAGGCAAAGGACAAGGCCCGCAGGAGAUCAAUCGGAAACAUCAAAUUUAUCGGGGAGUUGUUUAAGCUGCGCAUGCUGACGGAAGCCAUCAUGCAUGACUGUGUGGUGAAGCUGCUGAAGAACCACGAUGAGGAGAGUCUCGAGUGCCUCUGUAGGCUCCUCACCACCAUUGGCAAGGAUUUGGACUUUGAAAAGGCCAAGCCUCGAAUGGAUCAGUACUUCAACCAGAUGGAGAAGAUUGUGAAGGAGCGGAAGACUUCAUCACGCAUUCGCUUUAUGCUUCAAGAUGUCAUCGAUCUGCGGCUGCACAAUUGGGUUUCGCGCAGAGCUGACCAGGGUCCCAAGACCAUCGAGCAGAUCCACAAAGAGGCCAAAAUUGAGGAGCAGGAGGAGCAGAGGAAGGUCCACCAGCAGUUGCUGUCCAAGGACAAGAGGAGACCAGUACUGCAGAGAGAGGAGACCUGGAACACUGUGCCUGUGCCUAAGAACAGUAGGACGAUAGACCCCAGCAAGAUCCCCAAAAUCUCCAAGCCACCAAUGGAUGAUAAGAUUCAGCUUGGGCCCAGAGCACAGCUGAACUGGAUGAAGGGCAGCAGUGGAGGAGCCGGAGCUAAAGCCAGUGAAUCAGACGUCUUGCGUCCUGGUGCCAGCAGUCUGAACCGUUACUCACCGCUGCAGCCCUCGCCCCCGGCGGCAGCGCCCGCUUCCUCUGCUGCUUCAGACUUUGAUUCUAAGAGGAGCCUGAGCAGUCGGGGAAGCUCAGGACGGGAGCGUAACGAUAAGCCGUUGAGUUCAGGUCACCCGAGGCCUGGGCCUCUCUCUUUGGCCGGAGCUGGUAAAGAGGCCCCGGAGGAGCCUCCCCAGGAGGAGGUACACAAGGAGACACAAGUCGCCGACACGCCUAAACUGCUGUCCAGCACAGCCAGCAGGAGCAAACUGGAGCGCAGCCAAUCCAGGGAAUCUGUAAAACUUGAAGCAGCGUCAGGCCCUGCCACAGACAAGCCUGCGUUAUCCGAGGAGGAGAUGGAGAAAAGGUCCAAGUCCAUAAUCGAUGAGUUUUUGCACAUUAAUGAUUACAAGGAGGCCGUGCAGUGUGUGGAGGAGCUGGAGCAGGCCUCCAUGCUGUACGUGUUUGUGCGGGUGGGUGUGGAGUCCACACUGGAGAGGAGCCAGAUCACGCGAGACCACAUGGGCCAGCUGUUCCAUCAGCUGCUGCAGGCUGGGAGCCUCUCCAAACCUCAGUUCUUUAAAGGGUUCUCAGAAACUCUGGAGUUAGCAGAUGAUAUGGCCAUUGACAUUCCCCAUAUAUGGCUGUACUUAGCGGAGCUGGUUAAUCCAGUGCUCCGAGAAGGAGGAAUCUCUAUGAGAGAAUUAUUUAGUGAAUUUAGCAAACCAUUACUCCCUGUGGGAAGAGCUGGGAUAUUAUUUUCUGAAAUAUUGCACCUUCUAUGCAAACAAAUGAGCCAUAGGAAAGUGGGGGCCUUAUGGAAGGACUCUGGGUUAAGCUGGGCUGAUUUCCUCCCUGAAACAGAGGAUGUGAACAGCUUCAUCACUGAGCAAAAACUAGACUUCACUCUUUCGGAUUGCUCGAGUCCGGCUGCUGCAGUCUCUAACAGAAUGCUUUCGCCUGAGGAACUGAACAAGCAACUUGAAAAGCUUCUCCUGGAAGAUCUGGCGAGCGAUGAACAAAUCUUCGACUGGGUAGAGGCAAAUCUAGAUGAAUCGGAGAUGAGCUCUCCGCCCUUCCUCAGAGCUCUGAUGACGGCUGUGUGUAAAGCAGCAGUGAAAUUGGAGAGCUCCUCUUAUAGAGUGGAUACGGCCAUUAUUCAGAAGCGAUUGCCUGUAUUACACAAGUACCUUAACUCUGACACGGAGAGACAGUUGCAAGCACUUUAUGCACUUCAAGCAUUGAUAGUAAAACUGGAACAGCCUCCCAACUUGCUCCGGAUGUUCUUCGACUGUUUGUAUGACGAGGACGUGAUUUCGGAGGACGCGUUCUACAAGUGGGAGUCCAGCAAAGACCCGGCCGAGCAGCAAGGCAAAGGCGUGGCCCUCAAGUCAGUGACUGCCUUCUUCACCUGGCUACGGGAGGCUGAAGAGGAGUCCGAGGACAAUUGACGAGAGGGAAAACGGACACAUUUGCCAACGUGUGCUGAAAAGACAAUAGUCGCUGACACAAUAACUGCAUCUUCUAAACGAAACGUAAUACAAGCAAACCUUAUGCACCAAUGGGAAGAGCGGAGCGCGGCAGUGCGAGCGGUACGGUUCACCGACAAACGGCGACGCAACGACCUACAUUUGCUGGAGCACUAAAAAAACAACAAAAAAAAAGAAUACAUGUAUUAUUUAUAGUAAUAUUUCCUUUAAGUUUUUAAUUUUCUUUUUUUGUUACUUUCUAAGAAACAAAAACUUUCAAAAAGUUCAGACUCUAAUUUAUGGGUUCCUUUUUUUUUUCUUUUUCUUUUUUAAUUACUGCAAAUACAAAAAAAAUGUAUUUAACAUAUUGCAAAUGGUCAAAACAAAGAGGCAUUGGUGGAUAUAGAAAUAAAUAAAUAAAUAAUGUUAAUAAUGAUAUAUAACGAUACUAUUAAUAUAGUAACAGUAACAGUUGUGAAAAAGCCUCCCUGACUUUCAGAUUGUUCGGUUCAGGACAACAACAUUGUCUAACGGGGGGGGGAUUAACACUGUCAGGGUUCUAGGGAGGAUUGGAUUGACGUGGUUGUACGUCAGAUGUUCAUGGUUAUUAUUUUUAAUAACCGUACCAGUUUUCCUUCUGCUUCAGCUUGCUCUAUGUGGAAUAAAUAUAUUUAAUCCGGCAGAACUAUGCAUUCAGGAGACUGCUGAGAUUACAGUCAAAACAAGAACAAGAACUCUGAAUGGAAAUAAAAUGAGCAAAAUGGCAACUUGUAUAAAAACACUAAAGAGAUGUUGCUGAACCUAAA
Molecule: messenger RNA, 6742 nt
Organism: Astyanax mexicanus (Mexican tetra)
Lineage: Eukaryota; Metazoa; Chordata; Actinopteri; Characiformes; Acestrorhamphidae
Gene: eif4g3b
Product: eukaryotic translation initiation factor 4 gamma, 3b
Exons: 35
Coding region: 525-5918 (1797 amino acids)
Cellular component (GO): eukaryotic translation initiation factor 4F complex
Molecular function (GO): translation initiation factor activity; protein binding; mRNA binding
Source: RefSeq, a predicted model, not a curated record